UUUAUUUUUCACCAAAAUGUCGCUGCCACCGGGCUUUAGAGGAGCAGUAAAUGGAAUGGAAAUGAAGAUAAAAGAUCCCAUUCAGAUACAGUUGGAUGAAAAGGCACGUAAAUGGAGACAAAGUCAACGACAUCGGUUUGAAGAAAAAAAGAAACUGGGAUAUAUUGAAACACAGAAAGCAGAGCUGCCAGCAGAACAUCUGAGGAAGAUCAUCAAAGAUCAUGGAGAUAUGAGCAGCAAGAAAUUUCGUCAUGAUAAACGCUCAUAUCUUGGAGCUCUAAAAUAUAUGCCACAUGCAGUACUAAAGCUGAUGGAAAAUAUGCCAAUGCCUUGGAUGGAAGUGAAAUAUGUACCCGUGCUUUAUCAUAUUACAGGCGCAAUUACCUUUGUUAAUGAGAUUCCCAGGGUAAUUGAACCACAUUUCAUUGCACAAUGGGGUACGAUGUGGAUUAUGAUGCGACGGGAAAAAAGGGAUAGACGUCAUUUUAAACGGUUAAGAUUACCUCCUUUUGAUGACGAAGAACCAGUAAUAGAUUAUGGAGAGAAUAUUGCAGAUGUAGAACCUCUUGAAGCUAUUCAAAUGGAAUUAGAUCCAAAAGAGGAUGGAGCAGUUAAUGAAUGGUUUUAUGAACAUAAGGCAUUGCUUGAUACGGUUCAUGUGAACGGACCAACAUAUAAACGAUGGAAUCUAAAUCUUGCACAAAUGUCUACAUUAUAUCGGUUAGCACAUCAGCUUUUAUCGGAUUUAACGGAUCAGAAUUACUUUUAUCUUUUUAAUCUCAACUCUUGGAUUACGUCGAAAAGUUUAAAUAUGGCGAUUCCAGGAGGUCCCAAAUUUGAACCAUUACAUAAAGAUACAUUAGACAUGGAUGAGGAUUGGAAUGAGUUUAAUGAUAUUUAUAAAUUAAUUAUACGACACCAAAUACGUACAGAAUAUAAAGUGGCAUUUCCAUACUUGUAUAAUUCGUAUCCCAGAUCCGUGAGGUUAUCGAUAUAUCAUGAGCCAUCAACGACCUAUAUUCGAACAGAAGAUCCAGAUUUGCCAACAUUUUAUUAUGAUCCAAUUAUUAAUCCUAUUUCUAUGAGGUCAUUUAUCGAAUCUCUACCGAUAGGAUUACAUGAAGAUAAUAUUUUUCAAGGGGAAGAAGUAGACACGUUUAGAUUACCAGAAAAUCUAGAAUCAUUUCUUAAUGAUGUACCAUUAUAUACGGAAAAUACAUCUAUGGCAAUUGCACUUUGGUGGGCGCCACAUCCAUUCAAUAAAAGAACGGGAAGAAUGAUUAGGGCAGAAGACGUUCCAUUAGUGAAACAAUGGUACUUAGAAUAUUGUCCUCCGGGACAACCCGUUAAGGUUAGAGUAUCAUAUCAAAAAUUAUUAAAAAAUUACGUUUUAAAUGCGCUUCAUACAAAACCGCCAAAAUCCCAUUUAAAAAAGGAUUUAUUUCGACAAUUGAAAAAUACGAAAUUCUUCCAAACAACAACGAUUGAUUGGGUCGAAGCAGGACUUCAAGUUAUUCGUCAAGGCUAUAAUAUGUUAAAUCUUUUGAUUCAUCGUAAAAAUUUGAAUUACUUACAUUUAGACAUGAAUUUUAAUCUAAAACCUGUAAAAACAUUGACAACGAAGGAAAGGAAGAAAUCUAGAUUCGGAAAUGCAUUUCAUUUAAUGCGUGAAAUCUUACGGCUUAUGAAAUUACUUGUAGAUUCUCAUGUUCAAUACCGUUUGGGCAAUAUCGAUGCAUUUCAACUUGCAGAUGGAAUUCAUUACUGCUUUAAUCAUAUUGGCCAAUUAACGGGUAUGUAUCGGUAUAAGUAUAGACUUAUGCGUCAAAUUCGAACCUGUAAAGAUUUAAAACAUCUGAUAUAUUACCGAUUUAAUACGGGCCCAGUAGGCAAAGGGCCUGGAUGUGGAUUUUGGGCACCGUCAUGGAGAGUUUGGCUUUUUUUCAUGAGAGGCAUUGUACCUUUGCUUGAAAGAUGGCUCGGAAAUCUUCUUGCUCGACAAUUCGAAGGACGUCAUUCAAAAGGAAUUGCAAAAACGAUAACGAAACAACGUGUAGAAUCACAUUUUGACUUAGAAUUGCGUGCAGCAGUUAUGCAUAAUAUUCUUGAUCAAAUGCCUCAGGGAAUCAAAGCGAAUAAAUCAAAGACCAUUUUACAACAUUUAUCAGAAGCAUGGAGAUGUUUUAAAGCCAAUAUUCCUUGGAGGGUUCCUGGAUUGCCUGCUCCAAUUGAACAAAUUAUUUUAAGAUAUGUUAAAGCAAAAGCUGAUUGGUGGAUCUCUGUUGCUCAUUAUAAUCGAGAACGUAUUCGAAGAGGUGCUACGGUUGAUAAAACUGUUGCAAAAAAGAACCUUGGACGUUUAACAAGGUUGUGGUUAAAAGCGGAACAAGAAAGACAACAUAACUAUUUAAAAGAUGGACCUUAUGUCACAGCAGAAGAAGCGGUUGCCAUUUAUACUGCUACAGUUCAUUGGUUAGAAAGUAGAAAAUUCAGCCCUAUUCCAUUUCCUCCUUUAUCAUAUAAACAUGAUACAAAACUCUUGGUUCUUGCAUUGGAAAGAUUAAAAGAAGCAUAUAGCGUUAAGGGUCGUUUAAAUCAAAAUCAGAGAGAAGAAUUGAUAUUAAUCGAACAAGCAUAUGAUAAUCCUCAUGAAUGCCUUUCACGUUGUAAAAGAUUUUUAUUGACACAAAGAGCAUUUAAAGAAUGCGGUAUCGAAUUCAUGGAUCAAUAUUCAUAUUUGAUACCUGUGUAUGAUGUAGAACCUAUGGAAAAAAUCACAGAUGCAUAUUUAGAUCAAUAUUUAUGGUACGAAGCAGAUAAAAGACAUUUAUUUCCAUCAUGGAUUAAACCUUCUGAUUCAGAGCCUCCUCCUUUAUUGGUGUAUAAGUGGUGUCAAGGAAUUAAUAACUUAUCAGAAGUUUGGGAAACGGAUCAAGGACAAUGUAACGUUAUAUUAGAAACUUCAUUAAGUAGGGUUUAUGAAAAAAUUGAUAUUACGUUAUUAAAUCGUUUAUUACGAUUAGUUGUUGAUUCGAAUAUUGCUGAUUAUAUAUCUGGAAAAAAUAACAUUAAUCUUACAUAUAAAGAUAUGAAUCAUAUUAAUUUAUACGGAUUAAUUCGCGGGCUUCAAUUCUCAUCAUUCGUAUUUCAAUAUUAUGGAUUAAUCAUUGAUCUUUUAAUCUUAGGCUUACAUCGUGCGAGUGAAAUGGCUGGUCCUCCUCAAAUGCCUAAUGAUUUCUUGCAAUAUCGUGAUAUUGCAACUGAAAUUCUACAUCCCAUACGAUUAUAUUCACGUUAUAUAGAUAAAAUACAUAUAUUUUUUAGAUUUACUGCAGACGAAGCUCGUGAUUUAAUUCAAAGAUUUUUAACUGAACAACCUGAUCCAAAUAAUGAAAGUAUAGUAGGUUUUAAUAAUAAACGUGUCUGGCCUAGGGAUUGUCGUAUGAGGCUAAUGAGACAUGAUGUUCAUCUAGCCAGAGCAGUAUUUUGGGAUGUUAAAAAUCAUAUUCCUAGAUCUUUAACAACGAUCGAAUGGAGUGAUUCAUUCGUUGGCGUUUAUAGUAAAGAUAAUCCUAAUUUACUUUUUUCAAUGUGUGGUUUUGAAGUUAGAAUAUUACCUAAAAUAAGAAGUGCAACGGAAGAGUUUACACUAAAGGACGGUGUUUGGAAUUUAGUCAAUGAACAAACAAAAGAACGCACUGCUCAAGCAUUUCUUCGUGUAACAAAAGACGAUAUGGCGAAAUUUAAUAAUCGCAUACGUCAAAUUUUAAUGUCAUCUGGAUCAACAACAUUCACAAAAAUAACAAAUAAAUGGAAUACCGCAUUAAUAGCUCUUCUUACAUAUUACCGCGAAGCAGUUGUAUCAACUCCGGAACUUUUGGAUUUAUUAGUAAAGUGCGAAACUAAGAUUCAAACCCGGGUGAAAAUUGGAUUAAAUUCAAAAAUGCCAUCAAGAUUUCCUCCUGCUGUUUUCUAUUCUCCUAAAGAACUUGGUGGCCUUGGAAUGCUUUCUAUGGGUCAUAUUUUAAUUCCUCAAAGUGAUCUUAGAUGGUCAAAACAAACAGAAGCAGGAAUUACUCAUUUUAGAUCAGGCAUGUCUCAUGAAGAAGAUCAAAUGAUUCCCGCUCUUUAUAGAUAUAUUAUUACAUGGGAAUCCGAAUUUAUAGAUUCUCAAAGAGUGUGGUCUGAAUAUGCUAUGAAGAGACAGGAGGCAAUUCAGCAAAAUAGGCGGUUAACCUUGGAAGAUUUAGAAGAUUCAUGGGAUAAAGGUAUUCCUAGAAUAAAUACAUUAUUUCAAAAAGAUAGACAUACUUUAAGUUAUGAUAAAGGAUGGAGGGUUAGAACAGAUUUUAAGCAAUACCAAUUACUCAAAAAUAAUCCAUUUUGGUGGACAAGUCAACGGCAUGAUGGAAAAUUAUGGCAAUUAAAUAAUUAUCGAACAGAUGUUAUUCAAGCACUAGGAGGAGUCGAAGGUAUUUUAGAACAUACUAUGUUUAAAGCCACUGGAUUCCCUUCAUGGGAAGGAUUGUUUUGGGAAAAAGCUUCUGGAUUUGAAGAAUCAAUGAAAUAUAAAAAAUUAACCAAUGCUCAAAGAUCCGGUCUAAACCAAAUCCCAAACCGUCGGUUUACUUUAUGGUGGUCUCCUACAAUAAAUAGAGCAAACGUAUAUGUUGGAUUUCAGGUACAACUUGAUUUAACUGGUAUUUAUAUGCAUGGCAAAAUACCUACUUUAAAAAUUUCUUUAAUUCAGAUUUUUCGUUCUCAUUUAUGGCAAAAAAUCCAUGAAAGUAUUGUUAUUGAUUUAUGUCAAGUUUUUGACCAGGAACUCGAAACUCUUCAAAUAGAAACUGUUCAAAAAGAAACAAUUCAUCCUAGAAAAUCGUAUAAAAUGAAUAGCUCAUGUGCAGAUAUUUUAUUGUUUGCUACUUAUAAAUGGAAUGUUUCUAGGCCAUCUUUACUCAAUGAUAGCAAAGAUGUACUAGAUGGAACAACCACAAAUAAAUUUUGGCUCGAUAUACAACUUCGUUUUGGAGAUUUUGAUUCUCAUGAUAUAGAACGAUAUACUAGGGCAAAAUUUUUGGAUUACACCACAGAUUCCCAGUCAAUAUACCCUUCUCCUACAGGGUUAAUGAUAGGCGUCGAUUUAGCUUAUAAUUUACACAGUGCAUAUGGCAACUUUUUUCCCGGUCUAAAACCGUUAAUUCAACAGGCUAUGGCAAAAAUUAUGAAAGUUAAUCCUGCUCUUUAUGUUUUAAGAGAACGUAUUCGAAAAGGUCUUCAGCUUUAUUCUUCUGAGCCUACUGAGCCUUAUCUGAAUUCCCAAAAUUAUUCUGAACUUUUCAGCAAUCAAAUUAUUUGGUUCGUAGAUGACACUAAUGUAUAUCGAGUAACGAUUCAUAAAACAUUCGAAGGAAAUUUAACGACAAAACCGAUUAAUGGCGCAAUAUUUAUUUUUAAUCCUAGAUCAGGUCAAUUAUUUCUGAAAAUUAUCCAUACAUCAGUAUGGGCUGGACAAAAACGUCUUGGACAAUUGGCAAAAUGGAAAACAGCAGAAGAAGUUGCCGCGUUAAUUAGAUCACUCCCAGUUGAAGAACAGCCGAAGCAAAUUGUCGUUACACGUAAGGGUAUGCUUGAUCCUUUAGAAGUUCAUCUACUAGAUUUUCCAAAUAUUAUUGUGAAAGGAAGCGAACUUCAACUUCCCUUUCAAGCAGCUUUAAAAGUAGAAAAAUUAGGUGAUAUGAUUUUAAAGGCUACAGGUCCUCAAAUGGUUUUAAUGAAUCUUUAUGAUGACUGGCUUCAAACAAUAUCAUCUUAUACUGCAUUCUCAAGAUUAGUUUUAAUUCUUAGAGCACUUCAUGUGAAUAUGGAUAAAACUAAAAUGAUUCUUCGUCCAUCAAAAGAAAUUAUUACAGAAACUCAUAAAAUAUGGCCUACAUUAACAGAUCAGCAAUGGAUAGAUGUUGAGUUGGCCCUAAGAGAUUUGAUAUUGGGUGAUUAUGGAAAAAAGAAUAAUGUUAAUGUGGCAAGCCUUACAUCUUCUGAGGUUAGAGAUAUUAUAUUAGGUAUGGAAAUAAGUGCACCAUCUAUACAAAGGCAACAAAUCACGGAAAUCGAAAAAUCUCAGCAAGAACAAAGUCAAUUAACAGCAAGAACUACAAAAACAACAAACAUUCAUGGCGAUGAAAUCAUCGUUGUUAAUACGUCAAAUUAUGAAGCCCAAACCUUUUCAUCAAAAACAGAAUGGAGGAUACGUGCUAUAUCAACAACUAAUCUUCAUUUAAGAACGAAUCGUAUAUAUAUAUCUUCAGAUGAUAUUCAGGAUCAAGAACAAUAUACAUAUAUUAUACCUAUGAAUAUUUUAAAAAAAUUUAUAAUCAUAUCAGACUUAUAUACUCAGGUCGCGGGUUUCUUAUAUGGCGCUUCUCCUUCAGAUAAUGCUGAAGUUAAAGAAAUAAAGUGUAUUGCUAUUGUCCCGCAACUCGGGAGUAAUGCAGGCGUUCAAUUACCACAUAAACUUCCGAAACAUGAGUUUCUUCUUGAUGAUUUAGAACCUUUGGGUUGGGUUCAUACACAAUCUCACGAAAUGCCACAUUUAUCCCCUAAUGACUUGACCAUACAUUCAAGAAUCAUGGCAGAACAUAAAGAAUGGGAUUCUAAAACAAUCACAAUGACUGUCAGUUUUACACCCGGCUCCGUUUCUUUAGCUGCAUAUUGCUUGACUUCAUCUGGAUAUGAGUUUGGUGCAAAAAAUAAAGAUAUGACAAGUGGUAAUCCUCAAGGAUGGGUACCUACUAUGGCUGAAAAAUGUCAAUUAUUACUAUCAGACCGAAUCGUAGGUUUUUUUCUUGUACCCGAAGAUGAUAUAUGGAAUUAUUCGUUUAAUGGCGCAAACUUUUCAGACAAGGCGACUUAUCAUAUGAAAUUGGAUGUUCCCAUUCCUUUUUAUAGUCCUCAACAUAGGACAACUCAUUUUUCUUCGAUGAUGCAAUUAGAAAAUGAAGAUACACUAUUAGGUGAUCGUACUGAUGUAUUUGCCUAAGUAUUAUACUUAAUGAUACAAUAUGUUUGAUCUUUAUUAA
Messenger RNA from Pneumocystis murina B123, 7079 nucleotides. RefSeq names its product pre-mRNA-processing-splicing factor 8. Gene Ontology annotation, biological process: mRNA splicing, via spliceosome; spliceosomal tri-snRNP complex assembly. Gene Ontology annotation, molecular function: metallopeptidase activity; U2 snRNA binding; protein binding. Bases 17 to 7039 code for a protein of 2340 amino acids. Gene Ontology annotation, cellular component: U5 snRNP; catalytic step 2 spliceosome. The transcript is spliced from 21 exons. NCBI's taxonomy places the organism in Eukaryota, Fungi, Ascomycota, Pneumocystomycetes, Pneumocystales, Pneumocystaceae. The record is from RefSeq and is a predicted model, not a curated record.